This is a messenger RNA of Falco peregrinus (peregrine falcon), 1042 nucleotides long. Its product is annotated as elongation factor 2-like. The coding region runs from base 1 to 825 and encodes 274 amino acids. Gene Ontology annotation, biological process: translational elongation. The transcript is spliced from 5 exons. NCBI's taxonomy places the organism in Eukaryota, Metazoa, Chordata, Aves, Falconiformes, Falconidae. The record is from RefSeq and is a predicted model, not a curated record. Gene Ontology annotation, molecular function: GTPase activity; translation elongation factor activity; GTP binding. Gene Ontology annotation, cellular component: ribonucleoprotein complex; cytosol.
AUGGCAGUUUGCCACAAGAUGCAAAAGGAUAUUGGAAAAACGCUCACGAUGUCUUUGCCUCAUUCUGCUGUUCCUCCCUACACAUCCACUAUCGAUCACUCCUGGAGAGAGGACACUGGCCUGGAUGGACUUAUGGAUAGCCUAACUGUGAAUUUCACAGUAGACCAGAUCCAAGUGAUCACGGACAAGAAGUCCAGUAUUAGGAAUAUGUCUGUGAUUGCUCAUGUUGAUCAAGGCAAAUCAACCUUGACAGACUCCUUGGUCUGUAAAGCAGGCAUCAUUGCUUCAGCCAGAGCUGGAGAAACACGAUUCACAGACACACGGAAAGAUGAGCAAGAAAGAUGUAUCACCAGCAAGUCUACAUACAUCAAACCAGUACUGAUGAUGAACAAAAUGGAUCGUGCUUGGCUGGAAUUCCAGCUGGAGGCUGAGGAACUUUACCAGACUUUUCAACGUAUUGUGGAAAAUGUCAAUGUCACCAUUUCCACCUACGGGGAGGGUGAAACUGGACCAGUGGGUAGUAUUAUGACUGACCCAGUUAUCAGUACUGUUGGGUUUGGCUCCGGUCUGCAUGGCUGGGCAUUUACUCUGAAGCAGUUUGCAGAGAUGUGUGUAACCAAAUUUGUCGCCAAAGGUGAAAAAGCACAACUGCCUCCAGCUGAGUGUUCAAAGAAAGUGAAAGAUAUAAUGGAAAAACUCUGGGGUGAUAAAUAUUUUGAUCCAGCAACUGGAAAAUUCAGCAAAUCUGCCACUAGCCCAGAUGGAAAGAAGUUGCCAAGGACAUUUUGCCAGCUAGUUCUGGACCCUGUCUUUAAGAGAAGGUAAUAUUUUGUCUUGAUUUGAUUGCAAGGGCGUAUAAAGGACAAUUUUUUUGGUUCAGCAGGUUAGCUCUUAGGAAGGCUAUCCCUCUUAUAAAGUAGGGCCGUACUUUCUGUAGAGACUAGAAAAAUCCUGCAGUAUAAGAUGGACGGACCACUUGGUGGAUAAGGAAUUGGCUGGAUGGUUGCACUCAGAGUUGUGGUCAAUGGCUUGAUGUCCAAGU